GCUGUUGCUGAAAAAUUGGGGGAAUGGCGGCAUCUCAGAAUUUGGUACUAAAAAGCUUUAGUUGUAAUUCGCUAGGGUACUACCUUCAAACUCGCUUCCCGUUUCAUUGCCCUCCUCCAUCUUGUAUUUCCCAAAACCUAAAAAGCUUUCAUAAUCAUGGUCGGAUUUUUAUUACCCAUGCCAAGAAGAAGAGGAAUUCACCUCUUGUGAGAGAGGAAGAACAGCAAGUAGAUGAAGAUAUUGUAGCGGAACUAGAAGAAGAUGAUGAUGAUGAUGAUGAUGGUUUUGAUGAUUUCGAAGAUGAAGAUGGGGAAUUUAGUGAUGAUGAUGAUUUUGAUGAAGAUUUGUAUGAGAGCGACGAGGGUGAACUCUAUGUUGGAGAUGGAGGGGGUGGGGGUGGCAUUUCACUUGCUGGGUCGACGUGGGAUAAAGAAGCGUUGGCUAUAGCUGAGGAAGUUUCAAGUUCACUUGAUGGUGACUUAAAAAUAUAUGCAUUUAAGACACUUGUGAAUUCAACCAUUCGAGUUCGCAUUGAGAAGCUCUCAAACAAGUCUAGUUCUCCAACUAUGGCGGACAUUGAAGCAUUCUCUUCUGCUUAUAGAGCACGGUUGGACGAAGCAGAGGAGGCUGGAUCUGUGCCCAAGAAUGUGUCAUUGGAGGUCUCUUCACCGGGUGUCGAAAGAGUUGUUCGUAUUCCACAAGACCUGGACCGGUUCAAAGAUCGGGCUAUGUACGUGAAGUAUUUUCUAGAGUCUGUUGAUGAAACAGGUGGUGUUGCGAUAGAAGAAGGAGAUGGUAUUUUCAGGCUUGUUUCUUUUGAUUUGGAUUUGGCAGUUUGUGUUUGGGGUAUCGCUGAUGUGAGGGUUAAUAGAGAGAAAGCAGGGAAAGGAAGACCGCUUAACAAAAAACAAAGAGACUGGCGUUUGAACACACCAUUUCAGUCUUUACGGUUAGUUCGUUUGUAUUCUGAUACCUGAAUUUUUGCUUAAUAUAUCACGUACACAGAAGUGACGUGGGAGUAUGAUUACGUAAAGGGAGCUGAAAUAGAUAGGAAGAAAUAGAGGUCUGGUUAUCUGGAAGAUGGUUAGAGUUAGAAGUAUAUGUAACUAUUUAUCAUGUCUAAUUUCAGAUGCCUGAAUACACGGCCUAGAAUUUAAUUUGCAAUUUUUUUUGUGUUGUUGUAACAGUAUUUCAAAAGCUUAGGUAUCAAAGACUAUUGCGUUC
Messenger RNA from Papaver somniferum (opium poppy), 1224 nucleotides. Its product is annotated as nonsense-mediated mRNA decay protein 2. The transcript is spliced from 5 exons. The record is from RefSeq and is a predicted model, not a curated record. Gene Ontology annotation, biological process: ribosomal small subunit biogenesis. Lineage: Eukaryota; Viridiplantae; Streptophyta; Magnoliopsida; Ranunculales; Papaveraceae. The coding region runs from base 24 to 977 and encodes 317 amino acids.